Molecule: messenger RNA, 1502 nt
Organism: Chrysoperla carnea
Lineage: Eukaryota; Metazoa; Arthropoda; Insecta; Neuroptera; Chrysopidae
Product: 4'-phosphopantetheine phosphatase
Exons: 5
Coding region: 38-1132 (364 amino acids)
Biological process (GO): coenzyme A biosynthetic process
Cellular component (GO): cytosol; nucleus
Molecular function (GO): pantothenate kinase activity; ATP binding
Source: RefSeq, a predicted model, not a curated record
CAGUUCAGUUCAGUUCAAUUAUUAAUUGGUUUUGAGAAUGGAAACCGAAACGAGUAGCAAUUGUGUAUGUCCACUAUUGCUUGAAGGCGUUCAUUAUACACCGGAUAGUAUUAAUUUGACACAAGAUAACGAUGCACGAAUAUAUUGGAUCAAGUGUUUUGCGGAAUUAGUGAAACGUUUUGUUAUCAAAUCAGAAAUAUUACAUCCGAAUGAUCCAACCGCUAAACAACGGGCUGACGAAUGUUGUCAAAGAUAUUUACAAGUUUUGAAUUCGCUACUUGAUAAUCCACAGUUAUUAGGCCCGGAACCGCUGAGUAUACGUGAAUUACUGGAUUUAAAUGAACGUUAUUUACGUGAGAAUGGUUUUAAAGAUGCCUGGUAUGCCCAGAAAGAAUAUGAGACCGUAUUGGCUUUAGAACAAUUACCCGAACGUUUAUUAGAAGUGGAUUCAUUGAAUGAAGGUCCUCAACGAUGGGAAUCGUUAUGUCAAGGUCUAUUAGCUGGGAAUAUGUUUGAUUGGGGUGCAAAAAUUGUAGCGGAUUUAUUAGAGAAACCACAGAAAUUUGAAUUGGCACAGGCAUUGUUACAAAUUGAAUCUCGUCCAUGGCUUGUGGAUAAUUUGGACAGUUGGUUACGUCGAUUAGAGGGUCCAAAACAUAAAUGCGCCGCAAUAUUUGUGGAUAAUGCUGGUAUAGAUUUUACACUUGGUAUAUUACCAACGGCCAGAGAAUUAUUACGACAAGGUACAAAUGUUUAUUUAUGUGCGAACACGUUACCUGCUUUAAACGAUCUAACUUAUCCAGAAUUAUUAACAACUGUACAGGAAGCAUCCAAAUGUUGUAUGAUUAUUAACGAUGCAUUCAAUUCUGGACGAUUACAAGCCUUUCAAACAGGACAAACUGGUCCAUGUUUAGAUUUACGAAAAUUACCAUCAGCGCUGUGUAAAGCAAUGCAUGACGUGGAUUUAGUGAUAUUAGAAGGAAUGGGUCGAGCAUUACACACGAACUUGUAUGCAAAAUUAUCAGUGGAUUGUUUAAAAUUAGCUGUUGUGAAGAAUGAAUGGCUUGCAAAUCGUUUAGGUGGAAAGAAAUUCUCAGUGAUAUGUCAAUAUGAACCUGGUGCGCCUUCCUAAGUCAUUAACAUUAAUUAAUAGCCUUGGAGUCCGUCACAGUCAAACUGUACUUACAUAGAUUUGGAAUCACUACUAUUUAACGAUAAGUACAAUAUGGACUAGGUGUGCCAGGAUUGAUCAUGACACAAAUAUUUUUUGCCACGAUUUUUUUUUAUUAUUAACUGAUGUGACAGAAAUUUUGGUCAAGUUUUUAGCUGUCACAUCGAAAUAUUUCGAAAAUAGAACUCAAAAUUAACAAAUUGAAAAAAAAAAGAAGGAAUUCGAUAAGGGGUAAACCCUCGCACACCUUGUACAUAUUGUACCUUAAACAGUAUUGAUUCAUAUGCGAAAUUUCGAAAUUCGUGUAAGUGCAGUUUUACUGUGACGGGUU